Messenger RNA from Megalops cyprinoides (Indo-Pacific tarpon), 398 nucleotides. It is a transcript of the gene rps27.1, whose product is annotated as ribosomal protein S27, isoform 1. Lineage: Eukaryota; Metazoa; Chordata; Actinopteri; Elopiformes; Megalopidae. Bases 62 to 316 code for a protein of 84 amino acids. Gene Ontology annotation, cellular component: cytosolic small ribosomal subunit; ribosome. The record is from RefSeq and is a predicted model, not a curated record. Gene Ontology annotation, molecular function: structural constituent of ribosome; RNA binding. The transcript is spliced from 4 exons. Gene Ontology annotation, biological process: translation; ribosomal small subunit assembly.
UAAAGGCCCACUGCUUCCGGUUUUCCCUCCCUUUUCGGCAAACGGCUGUAUACUCGCCAGGAUGCCACUCGCUAAGGACCUGUUGCACCCGUCCCCCGAGGAGGAGAAGAGGAGGCACAAGAAGAAGCGUCUGGUGCAGAGCCCCAACUCCUACUUCAUGGACGUCAAAUGCCCAGGAUGCUACAAGAUCACCACGGUGUUCAGCCACGCGCAGACGGUGGUGCUGUGUGUGGGCUGCUCCACAGUGCUUUGCCAGCCCACUGGUGGGAAGGCACGGCUAACAGAAGGUUGUUCGUUCAGGAGAAAGCAGCACUAGCUGCCCUAAUGGAGACGGAGGAGAGAGGUGGGGUUGGAUCCACGGAUUUCAGUGAUGCCCCCCCACCCCCCCACCCCACGCC